Diachasmimorpha longicaudata is the source of this 2211-nucleotide messenger RNA. RefSeq names its product phospholipase A2 group XV-like. The record is from RefSeq and is a predicted model, not a curated record. The transcript has 5 exons. NCBI's taxonomy places the organism in Eukaryota, Metazoa, Arthropoda, Insecta, Hymenoptera, Braconidae. The coding region runs from base 160 to 1383 and encodes 407 amino acids. Gene Ontology annotation, biological process: lipid metabolic process.
GUGCGUCAUCAGCUGAUUGCUGGGACAUGUGUUAUUGACAGUUUGUUUUUGUGUUUGUUGAGUAUUUCUUACAAUUCCGACGAUUGCCCAUUGUUAUGAAACUAUUGAACGUGAAGAGUUGUCAAGUCUCUGGUCAAUUAAUAUAGUUGGGUGAUAAUUAUGACACGUGAUUUAAUUUAUUUGGUCGUUCUGGUCUACGUCGUUAGCAAUACUGUCGAAUCAUGGCGGUUCAGGGGAGAUCAACGGUCUCCAGUGAUUCUGGUUCCAGGAGAUGGUGGAAGCCAAGUAGAAGCAAAAUUAAACAAAUCCUCAGUGGUGCAUUAUCUCUGCGAGAAAACAUCAACAGAGUUCUUUAACAUAUGGCUGAAUCUCGAGCUGCUAGUCCCCAUCGUCAUCGACUGUUUCAUCGAUAACAUGAAAUUGACGUAUGAUAAUAAGACUAGACUAACGAGCAACUCUCCUGGAGUCGAUAUUAAUAUCCCCGGAUGGGGGGAUCCUCUCGUGGUUGAGUGGCUGGACCCCAGCAAGGCGUCGCCUGGCAGUUACUUCAAAGAUGUUGGGAACAUGCUGGUCAAUGACCUGGGAUACGUGAGGAAUGGGUCGCUGAGGGGGGCGCCCUACGAUUUUAGAAAGGCUCCAAAUGAAAAUGGAGAGUUCUUCGUCAAAUUACAGUCUCUGAUCGAGGAAACUUAUAUCAUGAACAAUAAACAGCCAGUGACACUCAUAGCACACAGCAUGGGGGGUCCAAUGUGUUUGUUGUUUCUUCAACGUCAGAGUCAAAAGUGGAAAAACAUGUACAUUAAUAGUUUAAUAACUCUUGGCGCUGUUUGGGGUGGAUCGGUGAAGGCGUUGAAGGUGUUCGCUAUUGGGGACGAUUUGGGUGCUUAUCUUCUUCGUGAAAGUAUCCUGAGGAAUCAGCAAAUCACAAGUCCAAGUCUUGGGUGGCUGAUCCCCUCCAAGCUCUUCUGGAAGUCCUCGGAGGUGCUCGUGCAGACGCAAACGAGGAACUACACUUUAGAUAAUCUUCAACAAUUUUUUUUGGAUAUUAACGUUCCAGAUGGCUGGGAAUUCCGAAAAGAUACUGAGCAGUAUCAGGCCGAUUUCACAGCUCCAGGGGUUGAAAUUCAUUGUCUUCAUGGGGCUCAGGUGGACACAGUUGAGAGACUCUACUACAAACCAGGAGCCUCUCUGGACAGUCGUCCCCAACUGAUAAAUGGUGAUGGGGAUGGAACAGUAAAUGCGAGGAGUCUCGAAGGGUGUCUGCACUGGAAAGAUAAGCAAAAAGCAAAGGUCUAUCACCAGGCGUUUCCCAACGUCAACCACAUGCAGAUCCUCAGUAGUCCAGCAGUCCUCAACUACAUAAAAACCGUUCUGACCUUUUGAUAUUGAUCUCACAACCUGAUGAGGCAAUAGUUAAAAGAAUAAUGUCUUCGUGUAGAAGAAAUACCCGGAAUAACAGGAAAAACAACUACAACAAUUCAGGAUUUUAAUUAUAAGUCAGAAGAAAAAAAAACAUCAGUUAGAAUUAAUGAAACUCUUGCUCUCCCUGCACGAGUUGUUUUAUGAUUUUUUUUUACCUCGAUAAGUUGAAACGCUCAAUGAUUCACAUUUAACUUUUAAUGAUAGAUAACAAGUCUGAUUUUGAUUAUCUCCCCCCUUUUUCCAAUUAGUCGGGAAAAUUUGUCUAUAAAUACUCCAGUCAUUGUUAGUGUAUUAACAAACCACUGGCAGCAACAACUUCUCAUGACACCACAAUGGUUACUCCAGAGUAGAUCUUGUCCAUAGAAUUAAAGUUCGCCAAAUUAAUUGUAAACUAAUAUACGUAAGUUAUAUUUUUAUCAAGAUUCAAGAUUGAUUGUAAAUAAUAAAGGACUAUACUUCCUUAUCCUAAAAUAAAUGUGAUAUUAAACUAAUGACUUCCAGGUUUUGCUCUUUGAGCAGCAGUGACUGGGUAAUUACGUGGAUUAGUGACUUUCAUCGAAAAUAAUUAUGAAAAUUCAAAAGACAAAAAACAGUAGUUUAUUCCAGACUCGGAUCUUGCAAUCUCUACUCUACUUUACACAUCCGUCCCGUUAAUUUUUAAUUACAAAUAAAAUUCAUACGUACAUUGUUUGAACCUAGAUAUUUAACACGUGUUAUAAUUUGCACUUUCAUUAAUAAUUUUCUCUUCAAUAUAUUAUAAUAAAUAAUUCACAGUGAUUUACUUUUCCG